Molecule: messenger RNA, 1877 nt
Organism: Purpureocillium takamizusanense
Lineage: Eukaryota; Fungi; Ascomycota; Sordariomycetes; Hypocreales; Ophiocordycipitaceae
Exons: 4
Coding region: 506-1762 (418 amino acids)
Source: RefSeq, a predicted model, not a curated record
CACCGUCAACUACAGUAUACACAGCACGACCGGCGGUUCAUUACCGCGUCGUGUGUUCCGAGUGCAUGAGAUAGGCAGCUGGUCCAUCGUAACCAUGGCCGCAGUGGGUGAGUCGCGCGCGGACCGCCUGAACCAGCGCCUUCGGGGCGCCCAGUGAGUCCACAGCCCAGCCCUCGCCUCGAGCAGCUGCUAACAUCGCAGGCGCACAAACGUCGGCGAUGAAUCGUUUAGCCUUGACAUCGCGGGCCUCGGUGCCUCUAGCUCUGCCCAUGGCACGCCGACCUCGUCUGGGCGGAAACGCAAGCGCGGGGAUGGACAGCCGUCGUCGAGCUCGGCCAAGUCUGCGCCGUCGGCGAGGGACCCGUACGACCUGCUCAGCACGUCUAAGGAAUCUGACGGGCAGGCGAGACCGCCUUCGGUGCGCAGCGCGUCCACUCGCCGGUCCAGCAGCAGGCUACCGCAGGACGCCGACGAGCUCGAGGCACUGCCGGCACCGCCGAGCGUCAUGUCGCCGGUGCGCACCCGCGUGCCGUCGGUCAUGGAGGAGGUCGAGGAGAGUCCUGCGCAUGCGCCCGGCAGCGGACGCCGCAGGAGCGUGCCCCUCAGCGCCGCGGCCAGCUCGUCGACGCGACUGCUCGGCGCGCUGAGCACAGACGAUGCGGCACCCUCGUCGUCGCCUCUCUUGGACAAGUCGAGGAGGAGCAGUGUCCGCAGGUCCGGCAUCGGAUCCGUACCGACAAUCCCCGAAGACGACGAACUACACGAGCCAGUGCGUGAGCGGCAGGCGGACGACGAGGCUAUGCCGCCCGAGCCGGAGUCCGAAGACGACUCGCCGGCUGUGGAGAUUGACGCCGUGGAGGCGGCCGACGCGUUGCGCAGACCGAGACUCACUAGCAGUCCCGAGCUCGGAUCCGCAGACGUGGCGGAGGCGCCGACGUCCCGGCAGCGCGGCCGACCCAUCAAGAGCCCUGCGAAGCAGAGGCAGCCGGCGCGCAAACCCAAGGCAAAGCCAGAAGCGCCGCGUCGCAAAAGGCCGGCCAAGGACGACGGCGGCGACGAUGCCGAGGACGGCGACGCCAUUGAGAUUACGGUGCAGCGCUUCGUCAACCACAAGCGGCGCGACACUUCCGACCCGGACCCGCUGCAGACGGAGAUCCCUUUUGCCAACCGCAGCGGCGAGACAGUCGUCGACGUGUUCGCCCAGGUGUGCGAUGAGGUCAUCGCCACGACGCUCGCGCAGCUCGAGCAGCUCCUCGAAGGGGCGGACAACGCCAAGAAGAAGGAGUACCGCAUCAAGAUGCGUGCCAUUGAGGCCUACAGAGAGGAGCUCAAGUCGCGGCUGCUGCAACAUGCCACACACCUGGAUCACUGGCACUCGCUACGAAAGCAGGUGCGUCAGGCGCAGAAGGAGAAGCUGUCCCUGCGUGACGAGAUACUGCGCCUCAGAGGGGAGAGAGAACAGGUCGCACUGCGGAUGGACGCGAUCCGUGUCAAGCACGAAUCUGAAAGCCAGGCAUCGUCGCGACGGAUCAACGCCUCGACACUCAUGCACGACAUCGACCUCGCGGUCGAGCAGGGGCAAGGGGCGCCGGAGCUGUCGCGCGCAGCGCAAAAGGCAGCCGACCUAGGCAAUCUAGACGUCCUCCUCGCGCGGGUCGUCGACGAAGCCAGCUCGGCCAGCGCCGCGGGCGGCAUGCUGCGCCAAGUGAGAGAGUUCAACGCCUUGCUGGAACGCGCCGCGCUGGCCCUCGAGUCAAGAUGAGGAUCGAGAGGGUGCUGGCACGUCCCAAAAAGUGUGUAAUUAUACUGCCUAGUUAAUCUUGGCCUUGGAAAAGUCCAUCUCGGGGUGCUGUGACUGGAACUUUUUCAAAAUGUCC